AUGUCCAACAACAAUAAGGUGAAGGGCCUCCUUAAAGGCCUAAGAUUCAUUUCUCAGAUAUUCGAUACCGAUGAAAAAGACUCAGAAAUUCAGAUUAGUAAUCCCACAGAUGUAAGGCAUGUGGGGCAUAUUGGAUUGGAUGGUCACGAUGGUCCCUCUGAAAAUGAUCCCAGCUGGAUGAACGAGUUUAAACCCGAUGAUUCAGUCCAAAGGACCUCUCAAGAUUCAAAUGAGUUUCCCAAAUCAUCUAAGCGGCAAACAAAAUCAAUGGGGAACAUAAGAGAGUCUCAUGCAAAGGAAAAAUCAGACAGGAGGCCAAGGCCACAUAAAAAGUCAUCCAAAACUAAUUCAGACCAAAAUGAUUCAUGCAAUGGGGACACGGAUUCACUCCAACAACAACAAGGGAAUGAUUUUCCACCUAAAAAGUCUCGUCCCAAGAUGUCAAAAGAUGGUUCCAAUAAUGUUGGUGGUGACUCAUCCAAAACCAGAUCAAAACCUCAUCAUCAUCAUCAUCAUCAUUCUAGAAACUCAUACUCCAAUAAUAAUCAAGAAGGCCAUGCUAGACACAGUUCCAAGACUAGGACCACACACGGGUCCUUUGAAGAAGAUGCACAUUCUAGGAACAAACACGGGUCCUUUGAAGAAGAAGAACAAUUUCAAAGACGCUCUUGUGAAAAUAUACUGAAAAGUUACCCAAAUUAG
Messenger RNA from Glycine soja, 702 nucleotides. Its product is annotated as CRIB domain-containing protein RIC5-like. The record is from RefSeq and is a predicted model, not a curated record. Lineage: Eukaryota; Viridiplantae; Streptophyta; Magnoliopsida; Fabales; Fabaceae. The transcript is spliced from 4 exons. Bases 1 to 702 code for a protein of 233 amino acids.